UUUCUCGGCUCCGCUCUCCUCGCUCGGGAGGACAUCCCAGUGACUUUUGCGUGGCCGCGUUACAGUCCCACUCCGACUAAACCCCACAGUCCCGAAGUGUACUGCUGCUGCUGCUGCUGCACGGCGCGAAGGAGAAGAAGCGCGUUUGGAGGUCCCGGCAUUUGGCGUCUUUACGCAAACACCCGCACUCCUCCUCCAGAGGGAAACGAGCGCGAGCGGGGAGCAGUUUUUUUUUUUUUUUUUUUUUUUACCUGUUGAUGAGGUCCCACGGGUGGCAGAGGAGCAGGCGCAUAAAGUGGGGGGAAAACUCGCUCCAGUAGCGGAGCGCAGGAAGCGAGUGAAGGAUCUGGGAUUUUUUUUUUCUCUCUCUCUCCCUUUUCCUCCCCUGCAGAAACAGCCUUUGCUGUGUUGGAGGAAAAAUGGGCUCUCCGACCUCCUGGAGCUGUGGACUUAUGGUGUCUUUGAUACUCACAUGUCAGCUCGUUUCUGUGACUCAGGCCUCCAAGGUGUGGGGAGACCUUACGCUUCCGGAGGAUUUGGAGUCCGAAAAAGAUGUCCAGACAUCUCCGAGUUUACUGGAUGAUGAUGAGGACUUUGCAGCGGAUGAAGCUUCGGGAGAACGACCCAGCGGAGAGGAGGACGGCAGCACCCCAGAGCUUGAUACCACAACCAUUAUCCGAGAGUUGGAGUCUUGGUAUCUGGGACACAUACAGAGCCCAAAUGAGCCGGACUACAUUUUUUACCGCGCUCUUGUCAACUUCACCGACUCCGUGACGUACAGCCCUGCACUUGAGGACAUCCUUUCUCCCGAGUUUCAGGAGAUUUCGGAGGCAGUUGUAGACACGCUACAAUCGGAGUAUGACAAGAUUCCUGGUAUCCAGGCGGUCACUGUGGUCCUCAUUAAAAAAAUGAUAAGAGAGUCUGGAGUUGAUGUCUUUGUGGAGCUUGACGUGGGCACUGUAAACAACAACAAUGAAAACCAGAUCCGCAACGUCCUCUACAACGUGGUGAAGGAGGGAACCAUUGCUUCCUACGUUACGUCAGUCCAGGGUUUUCAAUUCAGACAGCUCGGGAAAGUUGAAAUUCUGCCUUCAGUGGACCCUAUAGCAGUACCAGUAACGACCGUUACAAGGCAAUGCAUGGCCGACGAGUUCAGGUGUGGCGAUGGAACGUGCAUCCUCAUGGAGUACGUGUGUGACAACAGACCCGACUGCAGAGACCUGAGUGAUGAGAACAAUUGUGAUAUGAUGAAGUCCACCCCCCUGGUCUUCACGACCCCUGCUGCGGUCACUCCCUCUCCAAUUGGCCCCCGGCCCCCUGUCCCACCUGUUCGAUGCAGAGCAGAUCAAGCCAAAUGCCAGAGCGGGGAGUGUAUUUCUCGAAUCUUUCUCUGUGACGGACAGCGGGACUGCCAGGACGGAAGUGAUGAACUGGAAUGUGGCACCCCGUCGCCCUGUGAGCCCAAUGAAUUCAAGUGUAGGAACGGCCGCUGUGCCCUGAAGCUGUGGCGUUGUGACGGAGACAACGACUGCGAGGAUAACUCCGAUGAGAUCGACUGCCCCACCAAGGCUCCCAACGACAGAUGCAAUCCUGAGCAGUUUGAGUGCCGGAGUGAUGGCGCUUGCAUCCCGGCUAGUUACCAGUGUGAUGAGGAGCCAGACUGUUCCGACCGCUCCGAUGAGUUCGGCUGCACCCCGCCUUCUGUGGUGAGCCCGCCAGAGGAGUCCAUUGAGGCGGCGCGGGGGUCCACUGUGACGUUCACCUGUCAGGCUGUUGGCGUUCCAACACCCAUCAUCAACUGGAGGCUCAACUGGGGGCAUAUCCCCGACAGCAGCAGGUUUAUCAUGACCAGGGAGAACGGCCGCGGCACCCUUACCAUUCGCGACGUGAGAGAGGAGGACCAGGGGGCGUACACCUGCGAGGCCAUCAACGCCAAAGGCCUGGUGUUUGGGAUCCCGGAUGGAGUUUUGACUCUCAUAUCAAAUCCGAACCCAGGAAAUUGUCCUGAUGGUCACUUCAGCGUGGAUAACCGCUGCAUCUCCUGCUUCUGCGCUGGACUCUCGACGAACUGCAAGAGAACCGGACGCUACCGCAAUCAGAUCAGCCUGCGCUUCACAGAGGAAGAGAAUUUCAAAGGAGUAAAUGUCACCUACCCCUUCAGGCCAGACACUCCCCCGCUCUCCUCCACUCAGCUCCUCAUUAACCCCGAGAUGCAGGAGUUCCAGCUUGUUGACUUAUCUCGCCGGUUCAUUAACCUGGAAUCCUACUGGACCUUACCUCGCCAGUUCCUUGGAAACAAAAUCGAUUCAUACGGAGGAUCCCUGAAAUACAAGGUGCGGUACACACUUGCCCGCGGGCAGUCUGAGCCGGUGACGAGAUCGGACGUGGUCCUGGUAGGGAACGGACGCAGGCUGGUGUACCGCCGAGGCAACGGCACCCCUCCCAACGCGGUCAACCAGAAAGAGAUCAUUUUCACUGAAGACCGCUGGCAGCACGCCACCGGCCUCCCCGUCAGCCGCGAGGACCUGAUGAUGACGCUGGCCAACUUGGAGAGCAUCGGGAUCCGCACCAUCUAUGACAACCACAUGGUCAGCGUGGCGCUCAGCGACGUCAUCAUGGAUACCACCACUGUGGAGUUCAGCACUCUUGGGCAUGCAAAGAAUGUUGAAGAAUGCAGAUGUCCUCCUGGAUAUACGGGCCUGUCUUGUGAAUUGUGUUCCUCUGGUUUCGAGCGCGUCCCUGGUGGUCCCUACCUCGGUACCUGUGCCGGCUGUAACUGUAACGGACACGCAACAGCCUGCGACCCAAUCAGUGGGCACUGUCUGAGUUGCCAACACAACACAGAGGGCCCCCAGUGUGGCAGGUGUCGCUCGGGCUACUUUGGCGAUCCGACCCGAGGUCGCCCUGACGACUGCAAGCCCUGCCCGUGCCCGUACACCGAAACGUCCCGGCGGUUUUCCGACACCUGCUUCCUGAACAUUGACCAGCAGCCCACAUGCGACGCCUGCAGGCCCGGAUACACAGGAAGACGCUGUGAAAAGUGUGCUCCUGGUUACCAGGGUAACCCCCUGCAGCCUAAUGGAAAAUGCGUUCCAAGCGAAAGCUCCAGUUGUGAUAACAGAGGAACCACCAGCUCCAGCAGCAGGCCAUGCAGCUGCAAGAACAACGUGGCAGGCGAUCUGUGCGACGAGUGCAAGGCGGGGUUCUUCCACCUAUCAGAGGCCAACCCUGACGGCUGUUUACGCUGUUUCUGCAUGGGGGUGUCCUCACAGUGUGCCAGCUCCUCUUGGAGUAGAGAUCAGGUGCGAGGAGGGGUGAACGGGCAGCUCUUCACCCUCUCAAACAGCGCCAACACCAAAACGAUCUCCGAAGGCAUCUUCCAGAGGGGCUCCUCUGUCGUCUACCGCCCCUUCUCAAGUGGCUCCAACGACGUCUACUUUUGGGUCUUGCCUGAGAGCUUCAGGGGAGAUAAGGUGACGGCCUACGGCGGGGAGCUCAGCUACACGGUGAGCUUCGAGCCGUAUCAGCGCGCGCUGGUGGUCGACGGACAGCCUGACGUGGUUCUCCAGGGCAACGACAUCUUCCUGGAGCACUACUCUCAGACCAAGCCCCUCCCACGAGUGCCACAGACCGUCACCGUGACGUUCAGAGAGUCCUCGUGGCGCCGCGCCGACGGGCAGCCAUGCACCCGGGAGCACCUGCUGAUGGCCCUCGCUGAUGUUUCCCUGUUCAUGAUCAGGGCCAGCUAUGUCGACAGCAUCGCUGAGACCAGCAUCUCAGACAUCAAGAUGGACAUCGCUGUCCCUCAGCUAACGGGUAAGGAACGAGCCCUGGAGGUGGAGGAGUGCGCCUGCCCCUUAGGAUACAGAGGAGCGUCCUGCCAGGAGUGUGAUGUGGGUUACACGCGGACCACCUCUGGUCUCUACCUUGGCACGUGCGAGCGGUGCGACUGCAAUGGCCACGCCAGCAGCUGUGACCCAGAGACUGGCAAGUGUCUGCAAUGUCUUCAUAACACUGCAGGAGAUAGAUGUGAGAGGUGCGUGUCUGGAUUCUACGGAGACCCUGUGAGGGGUGGCUUGGAGGCCUGUCAGCCCUGUCCAUGCCCUGGAAUCUCUUCCAGCACUCAAUUCUCCUCAACCUGCUACCUGGGCCCUGAUGGCGAGCCAGUCUGUGACAGCUGUCCUCCUGGAUUCACAGGCCGGCGCUGCGAAAGAUGUUCUCCAGGGUACAAUGGCAACCCGCUGCGAGGGGAGGCAUGUACACUUGGCAAUGAAGUCAAUGGCCACUGUAACAGCUGCGACCGGACAGGUACCGAGGGCUGCUACGAUCGUGUGUGCCAGUGCAAGAUGAACGUUGCGGGUCCGUCUUGCUCCACCUGUAAGCCCGGAACCUUCCAUCUGAGCGAAGCAAACAAAGAUGGCUGCUUGUCCUGUUUCUGCAUGGGCGUCACUCAGCAGUGCACCAGCUCUACGUACUACAGGGAUCUGGUCUCCUCUGUCUUCACGCCGAGAAACUUCCAGGGAUUCGCUCUGGUGAACCGCCAGCGAACCAGUCGUGUUUCUACCGGUUUUACUGUGGAGAUUUCCACUGAAGGCACGCAGCUGUCCUACAGCAACUUUAACUACCUGGGACAGGAGCCUCACUACUGGCAGCUUCCAGAUGUUUACCAAGGAGACAAGAAAGAUUCUUACUUUCCUCGUGUCAAACGAGCAGAUCAGAGUGACUCGUACUUGCCAGAGGAGCAGCUAAGGAAGGAUGCUUCUGUUUGGACCCUAAUGGCUGCCGAUCGCAAAGCCAAGCACAGAUCCAAAAGAGACAGCCAGAAUGAUGCCCAAAACCUGGACGAUGAAGUCUGGGCACUUCUGUCUAACUUCUCCAACGGACGAGCUGGUGUCCCUCCAUUUCUCCCCUCUUCUAAAUCCUCCUCAUUUUCCUCCUCCCGGGUCCCGACCUCCUCCUCCUCUCAAUGGUCUUUGCAUAACCUGAGCCCCCCCUCCCCUGCAUCCGGUGUUUCUUCCUCUGUUAGACCAACCCGGCCUCAGUCUUACUCUCCAGGCCACGCGCCUCGUCUGCAGAGCAAGAACACUUUGAGCAAGACCGCUGGUGCUUCUGGAGGCAGCAGCAAGUACGCUCUGGUCUACAAAGGUUUCAGCCUGCAUCAGGACGAUGUGCUCUACUGGACGCUCCCUGGGCAGUUCACAGGGGAGAAGGUGGGUUCUUAUGGUGGCAAACUUAAAUACACCAUAACCUACGUGGCUGGUUCGAGAGGAACAGAACUUGAAGACGCUGACGUUCAGAUCAUUGGUAAUGACAUCACCCUGGUAGCUCGUCAGGCCUGGCAGAGGAGGCAGCAGGGCGGCAGAGAAAGAAAACAGUUUGAGAUAAUCUUUAGAGAGAAAAACUGGCGUAGACCUGACGGGAUGCCUGCCACCAGAGAGCAUCUGAUGAUGGUUCUGGCUGAUCUGGAUGACAUCCUGAUCCGGGCCUCCUACUCCACUGAAAUGCUUUCAUCCAGCAUCUCUGACGUCAGUAUGGAAGUGGCUGUGCCCAACUACAGCGGCUUGGCACAGGCACUCGAGGUGGAGCAGUGCCGCUGCCCACCUGGCUACCAAGGACUCUCCUGCCAGGAUUGUGCACCUGGAUACACCCGCACCGGAGGAGGCUUAUACCUGGGUCACUGUGAGCCCUGUGACUGCAAUGGCCACUCAGACGCCUGCCACCCGGAGACUGGCAUCUGCACGAACUGCCUGCACAACACACAGGGGGAGGUCUGCGACCAGUGUGCUCCCGGCUUCUUUGGCGACCCCACUGCUGGCACCCCAGAGGAUUGCCAGCGAUGCGGCUGCCCUCACACAGACCCAGACAACCAGUUCUCCCCUACCUGUGAGAGCCUCGGUGGUGGAGACUACCAGUGCACUUCCUGCCAGCCUGGCUAUACUGGCCAGUACUGUGAACGUUGUGAUACAGGAUAUGUUGGCAACCCACAGGAGAGAGAAAGGUGUCGUCCAAAUGACGCAGCAGCCCACCUGGAGGUGAAAGUUUUUCCAGAGAGGUUUGUGGCGACACAGGGGAGCUCCGUCAUGCUGCGCUGUCAGGUCUCUGGGUCUCCUCCGCACCACUUCUACUGGUCCAGACAGGAUGGACAGCCCAUCUCCAGCAGAGCCGAGAGACGCAGACAAGGGGCAGAGCUGCACUUCUCUAGCGUCCAGCCAAGCGACGCUGGCAUCUACAUCUGCACCUGCCGAGACCUGCGCAGCUCCAACCGGAGCCACGCUGAGAUUAUUGUCACAGGUGGUCCAGCUAAACCCAUUGAGGUGACGGUUGAAGAGCCUAAAUCUCAGACUGUGAGGGUCGGGUCCACCGUUAACUUCAUCUGUACCGCCAGGAGCAAGUCGCCGGCAUACACACUGGUGUGGACCAGGAAGGGUAACAGGAAGCUUCCCAACCGGGCCACGGACUUUAACGGCAUCCUGACGAUUCAGAACGUCCAGCCCGAGGACGCGGGCGUCUACGUUUGCACGGGCUCCAACAUGUUUGCCAUGGACGAAAGUAGUGCCGUCCUCUACGUGCCAGAGGCCUCACAGACUCAGAUGUUUUACACAGCCUAUGAAAUGUUUGAAGGACACAGAAAGCCCGCAGAGGGGGCCCAACCUAUCGCCACUAUCACCCCCUCGGUGCUAAACGUCCCGCUGGGCCAGCGGGCAGAGUUUCGCUGCACAGUGACUGGAAACCCGAUGCCGGCUAUCGAAUGGAUCGGUGGUCCAGGGAACAGGAUGAGUCCCAGAGCUGUGAUAAGAAACGGCAUCCUCACAUUCCCAGCUGUGGAUCGGGCUGAUGAGGGGGAGUACACCUGCAGGGCCCUGAACACGCACGGCGAGCACACGGCCCGGGCCUCCCUCCAUGUCCAAACCGCAGAGGGGGCCCAACCUAUCGCCACUAUCACCCCCUCGGUGCUAAACGUCCCGCUGGGCCAGCGGGCAGAGUUUCGCUGCACAGUGACUGGAAACCCAACGCCGGCUAUCGAAUGGAUCGGUGGUCCAGGGAACAGGAUGAGUCCCAGAGCUGUGAUAAGAAACGGCAUCCUCACAUUCCCAGCUGUGGAUCGGGCUGAUGAGGGGGAGUACACCUGCAGGGCCCUGAACACGCACGGCGAGCACACGGCCCGGGCCUCCCUCCAUGUCCAAACAAACAACCCCAUUGGCCUUGGCACCCAGCCCCAAGUCCAAGUCAGCCCUCCAAAUGUCAAUAUCCACGAAGGGGAACCCUUGAGGAUGUACUGCAGAGCGACAGGUUCACCCACGCCGAAGCUCACCUGGCUGAAAAACGGUGGCCAGCUCCCCCCACAGGCCAUUCCCUCUCACGGUUUCCAUCAAUUUAAAAGCAACAGUCUCGAUGUGUUACACAGACGUAUUGAGGAGCUGCAGUCCCAAACGGAGCGCACUGACAUCGGCACUCUGUUCAUCCCCAGCGUGAAGAUGUCCGACGCGGGCACCUACAUGUGCGUCGGCAGCAACAGCGUCGGCUCAAACAGCGCACCGAUUCGGGUCGCUGUUAUCAGACCAGAACCAGCCUUUUCAGGUGUUACCAUCCACCCAUCUAUCGCUGAUGUCCAAGAGGGUCAGAGUCUGGAACUGAAUUGCUUUCCUCCCGGAAAUCCUCCUCCAAGAGUCACGUGGACGAGAGCCGGCGGACAGUUCUCUACCAACCAUCAGGUUGUUGGUAGUAAGCUGCGUAUCCUGUCCGCCUCUUCGGAGGACUCAGGAGAGUACAUCUGUCGGGUGCAGGGUGCCGGGAGCCCAGGCUCCCCUGUCCACCAGGCCUCUGUCUCCGUCUCUGUCACCUCAUCGUCCUCACGCCUGCAGAGCCCCAUCAUCGGCAUUGAGCCCCACAGCUCUGCAGUGCGUGUCGGGGAGUCAGCCAGAUUCAGAUGCCAGGUGUACAGUGGAAACCAGCCGGUCAGGCUGGAGUGGAAACGUGCCGACAACCAGCCUCUGGCAGAUAAUGUCAGAGUUAGCCCUGAUGGCUCCGUUCUCACCAUCAGCAACGCUCGCCCAAUGAACCAUGGAGCCUACCGCUGUGUGGCGAGCAACCCGUUCGGCAUCACCCACACCAUAGUGUCUUUGAUUGUUAAAGAGUCUCCAGGGGCCGCAGUGACCCCUGUUGGGCCUGUUCGGGUCAGAGUGGGUGAACCCAUCAACCUGGAGUGCCAAGCUACGGGAGAACCCCGCCCCUCGGUGUCGUGGCACAGACUGGAUAACAACCGGAGGACCACCCUGAGCAGUCCCGUACCCAUGGACUCCAAUGCAGUCAUGCAGAUUCUUGCUGCCCGUCCAGAAGACAGUGGGACAUAUGUCUGUGUGACCCGUAACACUGAAGGCUCCACUGAGACCAAAGUAGAAGUGAUUGUUGAGGGAGGAUCCCAAAUACCCUCAGCGCCCAGGGCCCUGGUUCCUGAACCGCUGAUGGUUGUUGUGGAGGGACGCCCUGCAACUCUGCGCUGUGAUGCCUAUGGAUUCCCCUCCCCGGUGAUCAGAUGGUCCAAGCUGCGCUCCUCUCUGCCUUGGAGGCACAAGGUGGUGAACAACAGCCUGGUGCUUCCAGAUGUCGGCCGACAGGACUCUGGAGAGUACAUCUGCAGUGCCACAAACAACAUGGGAACUAGUGAAGUCACCAUCAUGCUAGAAGUGGAGACUCCUCCUUAUGCCACUUCUGUACCCGAUGAUGUGGCGGUGCGGGUCGGAGAGGUGAUCAGGUUGCAAUGCCUGGCUCAUGGUACUCCUCCCCUGACCUACACCUGGACCAAACUGGAUGGUGUCCUGCCUCCCAGAGCUCAGACCAGCGAAGGAGAUCUCCAGAUCGACCUGGCCACUGCCGAGGACGCAGGAAGCUACAAAUGCGUUGCCAGCAACAGAGUUGGCAACACCGAAGUAGUUGCUAGAGUCACAGUCAGAUCCCCUCUGGCGGUGCGGGUGUCCCCUCAGGUUGAGGUCAAAGCUCAGGGCAGCGCUGUGGAGUUCACCUGCUCAGCAGCUGGAGGUGUAGAAACCAAGAUUGAAUGGCUGAAGGAGGGAGGAGCCUUGCCUCCAAACAGCUACAUAAAUGACGGCGUUCUCAGGAUUGAAAACUUGGAGCAGAGCAACGAAGGCAUUUACAUCUGCAGAGCAAGCAGUGCGUUUGGUCAAGCACAGGACACUGCAAGACUAACCAUUCAAGCUCUGCCAAAGGUGAUGAUUAAUGUGCGCACCUCAAUGCAGACCGUGAUGAUUGGGAACUCUGUGGAGUUCGAGUGCCACGCUGUUGGUGACCCAGAGCCCACAGUCAGGUGGAGUAAAGUUGGAGGCUCUCUUCCAUCACACAUCAUGGUGAAGGAUGGCAUGCUGAGGAUCGAUCAGGUGACCGAAGCGGACGCCGGCCACUACCGUUGUACAGCCACCAACGACGUGGGCUCAGUUCAGUCUCAAGUGCUGCUCAAUGUCCAGUCCCUUCCUCAAAUUUCUGCACUGCCAGAAACAAAGGAGGUGACAGUUGGGUCUGAUGCAGUCAUGCCCUGCUUAGCUUCAGGAUAUCCUGUCCCUGAUAUCAAGUGGACUAAGUCGGAAGGAGAACUUCCUCCUAAGUGCUUCCAGGAGGCCAACGUGCUGACGGUUCCACAGGUCACCCACGAGGACUCUGGCACAUACGUCUGCACCGCCUCUAAUGAGCACGGCAAUGUGGCUGCUUUCACUAAACUUGAAGUCCAUGAGAGAGUGAUGCCAUACUUCGCCCAGGAACCCGUGUCUUACCUCACGCUUCCCACCAUUAAAAAUGCCUAUAAGGCUUUCAACAUAAAGAUCAACUUUAGACCUGAUAAUGUUGACGGUCUCAUAUUGUAUGCCGGCAUGAUCCUCUACAACGGCCAGAGAAGAACAACCGGAGCCGACUUCAUCUCUCUGGGACUUGUGAGCGGACGCUUGGAGUUCAGGUUUGACGUCGGCUCUGGCAUGGCCACCAUACGUGACCCCAACCCCAUUAAACUGGGAGAGUUUCACACGGUGGAGCUGCAUCGCAACCUUACCCAGGGAUCCAUCACUGUGGAUGGAGGGGAGCCCAUCAGUGGAAAAUCACAGGGCAAGUUCCAGGGCCUUGAUCUGAAUGAGGAGCUACAUGUGGGCGGUUACCCCAACUACACAUCAAUCGCCAAAACAGCUGGCAUUAAGACCGGUUUUGUGGGCUGUAUACGUCAGCUGGUCAUCCAAGGAGAGGAAGUCAUCUUUAAAGAACUCGACCGCAGCUCUACCGGGGUCACAAACUGUCCCACCUGCAAAGAUUAUCCAUGCCAGAAUGGAGGAAGGUGUGAGGAUUCAGAAGCCAGCUUGUAUAGGUGCACUUGCCCCAGAGGAUUCACAGGCAGCAAUUGCCAGCAUCACUCAUCUCUGCACUGCCACUCAGAGGCCUGCGGACCUGAUGCUACCUGCAUCAACCGGCCGAACGGCCUGGGCUAUGACUGUCGCUGCCAUCUGGGCAAGUUUGGAAACAAAUGCAUGCAAGGUGAGUUGGUGACGACUCCACUGUUUGACGGGGACGAGUCGUACAUCGCUUACCCACCCCUGACCAACGUCCAUGACGACCUGCGGGUUGAGCUGGAGUUUAAACCCCUGCAAAGGAAUGGCCUGAUGUUCUUCUGCGGCGGUAAAAAAACCAAAGUGGAGGACUUUGUGUCCGUUUCAAUGGUGGAGGGACAUGUGGAGUUCAGAUAUGAACUUGGCACAGGACAGGCACUCCUCCUCAGUCCUCAGCCGGUCUCUCUGGGCCAGUGGCACAGAGUUGUAGCCGAGCGAAACAAGAAGGCUGGCCACCUGAGGGUGGACCAUGGCCCCGUGCAGAGGAUGAUAUCUCCCGGAAAAGCCCAGGGCCUUAAUAUCCACACUCACAUGUACCUCGGAGGAGUGCCGAGCAUGGACAUCCUGCCCAGGCGUGCGAAUGUCACUCAGAUGUUUGACGGCUGCAUAGGAGAGGUUUCCAUCAACAACAAGAAGGUGGACUUGUCCUACAGCUUCACAGAGAGCAAAUCAAUCAGCAAUUGUGUGGACAACAGUCCCUGUGACCGGCGGCCGUGCCUGAACGGUGGGGAAUGCAUGUCCAGCGCAGAGUAUGAGUACCAAUGCCUCUGCAAAGACGGGUUUGAAGGUGAACGUUGUGAGGUGGUGAGAUUUGUGUGCCAGAGCGACAUCCAGUGCCAGAAUGGGGGUACUUGUGUCAACGGCAGAUGUGUUUGCACGGCUGGGCACACAGGCCUCAGCUGCGAGGAAAGCCAGGUCUUCACCUUCGCCGAGGCCCAGCGGAGUUCUGAGAGCAGCGAGGCGAAUGAUUCCCCUUAUCAGUAUGCAGCACAUUUCCAAAAUGAUGGCUACAUUGCCCUUCCUAAAUCAAUUUUCCCAAGAAGUGCCCAUGGCUCUCCAGAGACAAUAGAAAUGGAAAUCAACACCAGCUCCUCUGAGGGCCUGAUCCUAUGGCAGGGAGUGGAGACCAAAGGCGCACGAAAUUUGCGAAAGGUGCAUGCUAGUGAAAAGGUACCUGGAGAACAUGGCAAAGGCAAAGACUUCAUCAGCCUUGGCCUUCAGAACGGACACGUAGUUUUCAGUUACCAGUUGGGAAGUGGAGAAUCAAGAAUAAGAUCGAUAAAGGCCAUCAACGAUGGAAAGUGGCAUAAGAUCACAGCAGCCAGAUUUGGAAAAGAUGGUUACAUUCAAAUCGAUGGAGGAGACAAACAACAUGGACAGUCCAAAGGCAAAAGCCUCAUGGUUAACACCAAAGGCAGCAUAUACCUGGGUGGAGCCCCAGACAUGACGGCCAUGACAGGAGGGAAAUUUUCGUCAGGAAUAACGGGCUGCAUUCGGAACCUGAUGCUGGUGAACGCUCAGCCAGGACCGCAGCCGGCCCAGGCCGUUGAUCUGCAGGUUCACGAUGCCCACAGCGUCAACGUUCAGCCCUGCUCCUCAUAGACACAUAUACACACAGACACACACACACACACACACACACGAGCCCAUACACACACAGAGAGACUAUGGGGUGAUUUCACACACAAGCAGACUCCCCCGGAGAGACUUAACACUCACAGAGCCUGAGACGACCUUGGUGCUUUGCAGCAAAACCACGACACAACUGAUGCUUUUCUGUGUGUGGAUCAAAACCAAAAAAAAAAAAAAGAGAGAAAAAUUUAAAAUGAUAUUAACAAGUCUUCUCUGCCUCAGUGUUGUAUUCUUAAUGGACUGAUGACGGAUGAGUAGUAAGGGUUUCAUACUUCCAGCAGUACUUUUUAGCCAGGAGAGGAUUAGCAGUAAAGCGUAUUAGCCCUUCUAAGAUGGGUCAGAUCCUAUGGAGUUGGAGAUAUUUUGACAGCACUGAAUUUUUUUUUAAUUUAUAUAUAUUUGAAUAUAUAUAAUAUUUGUGGGGGUAAAAAAAAACAUGCAAACUAACAUUACGACUGCUCUCGAUCUUUCCUAGAAUUUGUUCUGGGUUCUUAUACUGUGUGUCGGAGGCUUUUUGUAGGCCUAACUCUACUGUUACUUGAAAAUAUGUAGGCCUUUUUUAAUUUUCUUUACUUCUGUAGGAAAAAGCUUUAUCUGCGAGCAUGCUUGCCAAACUGGUGGGAGAUGAGCACACACGGUCACAGUCACAUGCAACUCCACUAACACAACUCAGGAUGCCAAAUACACACGGAUAACCCCGAUUGAUUGUUACAAGUAUGACUGUUUAUUUCAUUGUUUUGCCUUUUUUUUUUUUUCAUUUUUAUGAAAUUCACAACACUCUUUAUGUCUUCUCUUUCUGUAUUUGUUUUCUUUUUUUGUUUGUUGUUGUUGGAAGAAAUAAAACUUGGUGCUAACUUUCCGACAUGAAGAUGCAGCAUGUGCCUCUGUCAAGUGUAGAGGUCUUGUUAUAAUUCGGCUUUAUUUGUGAUAAAAAAAAAUAAUAAUCAAAAAGCAGUUGUUGUUUUUUUUUUUUUUUGUUGAUAUGCAUGAAAUCUGACGUUGAUCUAAGAUGUGGCAUGGUUUGUUGCUUCCAUUUGCCUUUUAGGAUUGAGUAGAUCUCAAAGUUAGUUAAAAACUUUAAAAAAGUUGUCUUUUUUUUAAUGUGUGGUUGUUGAAUAUGUUAUUUCAUGUGUUAAACUAUCUGCCAGUCAGGUAGACAACCAUGUCAGCCAAGAAAGCGUGUGUAUUCAAAGAAAAUGUGUCGUUGGAGUAUGUUUUCCAUGUAUCCGUUUCCUGCAGCUCACUCCCCCUUUAGGCCGAGUGUGUUUAUGUGUCCGCCUCCAUAUCCUCGUGACGGCCAACCCGGGACUGCCUGCCUCGGGCUUUCACCGUAAAGUCAGGUUUGGUUGCUUUAGAUUCAACAUGGAGAGCUAGAAACCUCUGUUGGUUCUGUUGGUUCCUUUCUCUGCAGAGAUAGAUUCAUCUGGAGCAGCUCACAGCUAGAUUCAUGUUUGGUCAGAAGAAACCUCCUGCAGGGAGCUGUGAUCCGUAGUGGAGCUCUAAUAAGCAUGCUUGCACACUUUUGUUCCCCCCCCCCCCCCCCCAACCACAUGGCAAACCACAACGACACAAUUAUUUUGGGGUUGAAAAAUCUUGUUUUUUUCUUACUGUUAGCUGAAAAUGUGUUUAGAUAAUCCUAAAAUGAGCAUCCUUUCACUUCAUUUUAUUUAUUUUCUUGCAUUCUGCGUUCAAGCGUUCACUGCUUCGGUUGAUUGAUUAGCUUUCUAAUAUCUGGAGUUGUUGUUUUGUCUCCCACACUCUGUUGUCGUUCAAAUUGCCCACAAAAAUCAUUUGUAAUUGACUGGAGCGUCCCCAAAACCAGUGGAUAAAAACUGAUUACAAAAUCUUUACAUGAUUGCAUGAGAUUGGUGUUAUCAUGGAAGAGUGGACUAAGAAGAGGAAGAGCUGCGGUCCAGCGGUGGUUGUUGGCUGCCUCUUUGGUGUCUGACAUUAAACUGGAUUGUCACACAUUUGUCAAGAAACAGUUGUUUUAUUUUUGGUUUAAUGUUUUUUUUUUUUUGUUUUUUUUUACCAUGACUACUGCAGAAAGGUCUAUUUUAAGUAAUUAUGUUGGUUUAAUGGGAAAAAAGGCUUUUUUUUUUUUUACUUCAGAAUAAUACCAAAUUCACUAUCAAGCUUAAUUGAAGUACUGGAAUUCAAUGUUGAUGUCAUUAAGAUCUAACUGUUUCAUUGCCCAUUUUGGAACGAUUCUCCCGUUCACUUUGUUUCCUAAAUAAAAACAAAAUUCAUGCGCCAUUUG
Fundulus heteroclitus (mummichog) is the source of this 14271-nucleotide messenger RNA. RefSeq names its product heparan sulfate proteoglycan 2 (gene hspg2). Gene Ontology annotation, cellular component: axon; plasma membrane. Bases 420 to 11981 code for a protein of 3853 amino acids. Gene Ontology annotation, biological process: dendrite self-avoidance; axon guidance; homophilic cell-cell adhesion. The transcript is spliced from 92 exons. Gene Ontology annotation, molecular function: calcium ion binding; cell-cell adhesion mediator activity. The record is from RefSeq and is a predicted model, not a curated record. Lineage: Eukaryota; Metazoa; Chordata; Actinopteri; Cyprinodontiformes; Fundulidae.